Molecule: messenger RNA, 975 nt
Organism: Tetrahymena thermophila SB210
Lineage: Eukaryota; Ciliophora; Oligohymenophorea; Hymenostomatida; Tetrahymenidae
Exons: 11
Biological process (GO): activation of GTPase activity; nucleocytoplasmic transport
Cellular component (GO): cytosol; nucleus; perinuclear region of cytoplasm
Molecular function (GO): small GTPase binding; GTPase activator activity
Source: RefSeq, a predicted model, not a curated record
AUGCGUACAAAUGCGGUGGAUUAAAUUUUGUAAACAGCGCACAUGUUAAUUUUUGAAAAAUUUAAUGAUUGUAGAUGGCUCCAACUGCAACUAAUUUAUGCACAAUUUUAAGUGGCCAAGUUUGCGCUACUCAUAAUAUAUCUAAUUAACUGUUAAAUUGGUACAAUUGAUGCUUCAGGCUUAGGUUCUGCUUUAGCAAAGUGUGUUAAUCUCUCAAAUUUGGAUCUUGAUCUUUUCUGGAAUCGAAUUGAUAAUGAAGGAGUAUUAGGCUUAUGUUCUAAUUUGGCAAAGUGUACUAAUCUCACAAAUUUAACACUUAAUCUAGGUAAAAAUGAAAUUGAUGAUUAUGGUGUACCAGGUUUAGGCUCUGCUUUAGCAAAGAUAACUAAUCUCUCAAAUUUAUCACUUCACCUUUGUAUGAAUAAAAUUGGUACCACUGGUGCCUCGUGCUUAGGUUCUAAUUUAGCAAAGUGUACUAAUCUCUUAAAUUUGACACUUAAUCUAGGUUGGAAUAAAAUCGAUAAUGUAGGUGUUUUAGGCUUAGGUUCUACUUUGGAUUGCACAAAUCUCUUAAAUUUGACACUUAUUCUUGAUUACAAUAAUAUUGGCCCAAAUGGAUUAUCAAGCUUAAGUUCUACUUUAGCAAACUUCAGUAAUCUCUAAAAUUUUACACUUAUCCUUGAUAACAAUUAAAUUGGUGAUGCUGGUGCAUUAGCCUUACAUUCUGCUUUAGCAUACUCCACUAAUCUUUAAAAUUUGGCACUUAAUCUUGAUCAAAAUGAAAUUGGUUCAAUAGGUGCAUAGGCCUUAUGUUCUGCUUUAGCAAAAUGCGUUAAUAUCUCAAAUUUGAAGCUUGGCCUUAAGUAUAAUUAAAUUGGUGCAAUAGGUUAAAGUUUAGGUUAUGCUUUAGAAUAGUGCUCUAAUCUCUCAUAUUUGACACUUAAUAUUGGGUAAAAAGAGUUUAUAUGUUUUUGA